GCUUCCUUCACCGGUGCCAGCUCCGACAUCUCCGUAGCUCAGAGCGAAGCUCCGUCCGGUGCUGCCGGUAGGUUCGACCACUUCCGCGCUGCAGACCUUCAACUACGUGCCCGGGCGCCUAGCAGUAGCCCUCCUUGGAGCAGAGCGGAGCUCAUGCGGAAGGGACGCGUGCGCUUCAAUCCACCGGUUUGCGAACCUGCUGCAGAGCCGAUCCUCGUGAGCUCCGCCACUGGCGGCCGGCCGCAGUGCGUGUGCUUGUGGCGC
Symbiodinium sp. CCMP2592 is the source of this 264-nucleotide messenger RNA. The record is from the annotation of a GenBank genome assembly. NCBI's taxonomy places the organism in Eukaryota, Dinophyceae, Suessiales, Symbiodiniaceae.